AUGCCUGCCCGCCAUCUGAAAUCAAGGUCAAACGCAUUGGCUGUCUCCACAGCUUCUCAAGUCGAUGUCAGCUCAGUCGUUAAGGGCGUGAUAGACGAUGUCCGACAGAAUGGCGAUGCAGCCGUACGCAAGUACUCUGAGAAGUUUGAUAAGUGGUCGCCAGCUUCGUUCAAGCUGUCCCAGGCAGAUAUUGAUGACGCGAUUGCGGCCUGUCCCCAACAGACCACCGACGACAUCAAAGAGGUCCAAAAGAAUGUGCGUGCAUUUGCACAAGCUCAACGCGAGUCUCUGAAGGACUUUGAGUAUGAGAUUCAGCCUGGUGUUGUUCUGGGACAAAAGAAUUUGCCUAUUAGCUCCGUCGGCGCAUAUAUCCCUGGUGGGCGGUACCCUCUUCUUGCAUCCGCCCAUAUGACCAUCUUAACUGCAAAAGUUGCCGGUGUGCCGCACGUCGUGGGGUGCACUCCACCCAUUGCUGGCAAGAUUCCUCAUGCCACAAUUGCAGCCAUGCACCUUGCUGGUGCCGACGAGAUAUAUCUCCUCGGCGGUGUUCAGGCGAUCGCUGCAAUGGCCGUUGGUACUGAGACCAUGCAAAAGGUGGACUUCAUCGCGGGCCCCGGAAAUGCUUUCGUGGCUGAAGGCAAGAGGCAGCUCUUUGGGGAGGUCGGAAUUGACCUCUUCGCUGGACCGACCGAAAUCCUGAUUGUUACAGACGAUACGGCGGAUCCUUUUACCGUUGCUACCGACAUCCUCUCCCAGGCCGAACACGGGCCUGACUCUCCUGCAGUGAUAAUAACUACAUCGGAGAGCGUAGGCCGGAAGGCUAUUAAGAUUAUCGAUGAAUUACUCAAACACCUUUCAACUGCGGAUGUGGCAGGUGUUUCGUGGGAGCGAUUCGGCGAGGUGAUUGUUGUUGAUACGAUGGAGGAAGCGUGGAAACUGGCAGAUGAAUAUGCCAGCGAGCAUGUACAAGUCUUUACGAAACGACCCCGGGAUGCAUUGGACAAUAUGACAGCAUACGGAGCGCUUUUCUUGGGUGAGAAGACGUGUGUUUCUUACGGGGAUAAGGUGAUUGGAACCAACCAUGUGCUCCCAACCAAGAAAGCAGCUAGAUAUACCGGUGGCCUCUGGAUUGGAAAGUAUCUCAGGACUGUGACAUAUCAGGAGGUGGAGAGUAGCAAGGCCAGUGGCGAAUUGGGCAGGCUCUGUGGACGAGCAGCUAGAGCAGAAAACUUCGAAGGCCAUGCUCGGUCUGGGGACUUGCGUGCGCAGAAGUAUCUGAAUGAUCAGUAUGAUUGGAUCAAGCUUGUAUUCUGUGUCGACAACAUGACCCAGCUCAACGAAACAUCCGUUACUCCCAAUUCGGGGAGCGAGAAUCGCCCCCUCAAGGUGUUGGUCGUUGGAGCCGGUAUUGGCGGACUAACGGCCGCUAUUGCGCUCCGUAAACAGGGCCACGAUGUACAAAUAUUCGAACAGUCGCGGCUGGCAACUGAGACUGGAGCUGCGCUUCAUAUUGCUCCGAACGCGAAUGGAAUCCUCCGACGUCUGGGGAUAUGUGCGGAGGAAUUCGGUGCAAAUGCGUUCGAGAGGUUGACGGAAUACACUGCGAGCGGCAAAGUAGAAAGGUCUAUGGAGCUCUCAGAAAAUCAUAAGAUAUGGCAGCAUAAAUGGUUACUUGCUCAUCGCAUUGACUUAUACAACAAGCUGAAGAGCAUAGCAACCAAUGCUGAGGAUGGAAGACCAGCCAUUCCUUUACGAACAUCAAGUCGAGUGGAAAAUAUAGAUGUUGAAGCCGCACGGAUUACUUUGGAGAACGGUGCGAAUUUUGUAGGCGAUAUUGUUCUCGGUGCCGAUGGGGUUCACUCGAUAACAAGAAGUGCGAUUCCCGGAGGCGAUAUCAAACCAUUUUGCAGCGGCAAGAGUGCAUUCCGGUUCCUAGUGUCUAAGCAAGCCGCCCUUGAUGACCCGGUCACUGCACCUUUGGUUAAACACCCCGGGGAGCUGUGUAUGUGGUAUGGAACAGAUCGUCGCAUUGUUAUGUACCCAACCUCCCAGAACUCCGUCCUGAACUUCGUGGUAAUCCAUCCCGAGGCCGAGUCGGCCGAUCAGGCAGCCGACGGGUGGGAUCAAAGUGGAAACCUCGACAGAAUGCUUCAAAUUUUCUCCUCCUUCGAUCCCACAAUUCUCAAGCUCUUAGCCAAGGCCGAUCCUGAAAGUGUAAAGGUAUGGAAACUCCUUGAUAUGGAGUCGAUUCCACAGUGGCACCAUGGACGUUUGGCUCUUCUGGGUGAUGCUGCGCAUCCGUUCUUGCCACAUCAGGGACAAGGAGCAGGAAUUGCAAUCGAGGACGCAGCUUCGCUUGCUGUUGUUCUUCCACUAGGAACCCCUGUGGAGGAGAUACCCGAGAGACUGCAGCUUUACCAUGACAUCCGUUACGAGCGCGCAACCCAGGUCCAAGAAUAUUCUCGGAUACUUGGUGAAGAUCGGGCCAAUGGCAAGGAGCUUGAUAUGUACGGGUUCGUUAACUUCAACUGUGGCCACGACGAAUGGGACAACUCCACUCAAAAGCUCCGUGAAUGGACCUGGAAACGGAUUCCUAGCCCCUACUGGCGGAUGCCCAUUGCCUUCGGGCCUAUGCCAGGUCCUCGCCAAACACAUCUCGGAGUUCCCAGAGACGGAACGAAGUCCACCUUCACCACUGCGUCAAUCAAAUUCAAGACGUCCCGAACAGUUCUCCAGAAUCUGUUCCCACCCGGCCGGCGUGGCUGGCGCUUUGCUUCGCCCGGCACCGUCGCCUACGCGUCCUUCGCGAAAACCACGCUGAACAAGAUGGAAUGGCUGGGCGGCUCAGGAUACAGCCACAUCGGUCUUUAUGUCCACGGCGUCGAAUACGUCAAGAAAGACGGCUCUACCGUGAAGGGCUCGUACCUCCCCAUCCUGUUCGAAUCGCUGACGGAUCCGAUUGUCUCUGGUCGAGAGGAGCUAGGUAUGCCCAAGCUGUACACGUCUAUCGAUGUCUAUCGCCGAGCGACAUCUUAUCGCAUCCGAACUGGCUGGCAAGGCGCACUCUGGGGUAACUUCCUUCUUGAGGACCUAGUCGAGAUUGACCCGUCGUCUGCAUCAGGUGGAAUCAGUGGAGAAGCAGACGCUGGUAUGCUAGCAUAUAAAUACAUCCCAAAAUGUGGCCGCGCAAAUAAGAAUGUGCCGGCGGAGGAGCAUGCCGUCUGGGAUCCGUUCUCAGAAGCGACGCCGAAGCCCGCGCCAAAAAGGGUGUACACGACCAAGAAGGCGAGUUUUCAGAUUGAUGCUCUGGACUGGGAACAACUGCCCACAUUGCAUCAUGUCAUUUCACGGCUGGCGGAAGUACCUGUCUACGAGGUUAUAGGGGCCAAGGUCGUUGAGGGUGAGGGUGUUCCCGAUGUGUCGGGGGCGAGACCAAUCGAGUAA
Aspergillus bombycis is the source of this 3444-nucleotide messenger RNA. RefSeq names its product FAD binding domain protein. The transcript is spliced from 9 exons. Gene Ontology annotation, cellular component: cytoplasm. Gene Ontology annotation, biological process: L-histidine biosynthetic process. Bases 1 to 3444 code for a protein of 1147 amino acids. Gene Ontology annotation, molecular function: FAD binding; histidinol dehydrogenase activity; metal ion binding. The record is from RefSeq and is a predicted model, not a curated record. Lineage: Eukaryota; Fungi; Ascomycota; Eurotiomycetes; Eurotiales; Aspergillaceae.